Molecule: messenger RNA, 3591 nt
Organism: Rhineura floridana
Lineage: Eukaryota; Metazoa; Chordata; Lepidosauria; Squamata; Rhineuridae
Exons: 2
Coding region: 196-1557 (453 amino acids)
Source: RefSeq, a predicted model, not a curated record
AUCCGGCAAAAAUGUCGGUGUGGAGCUGAAAGGAAUCGCACAUAUGGAUCACCUCUGUCUCAUGCCCACAAGACUGUUGUGGGGAGCAGAAUAAAUUGCCUGCUCCCUCUCAGAGCUCCUGUGUUCUGUGUUGGGUGUCCUGCUCUCCUCUCUGCCGAGCGGGGCUCUCUGCGGUUGCACUAACCCACAUCCAAGAUGCAGUGCUAUGAACAGCAGUGUAAACAAGCCUGCCUGCCACCUCCCAUCUGCCAACAGAAGACUGGUGGGAAAGGCAAGUCAGGGUGCCCGCCACAAUACAAACACCAGAGUUAUCAGUCGUUCACACCAGAAUACGCACCACCGUAUCCUCCCCAGAGACAGCAGUCAAGUGCACAGCAAUACAUCCAGCCCUAUUCUUCGCAGUGGCAAACCUCGUAUGCACCUCAAAGUAUCCAGUCAGGUGCUCCACAGCAGCAACAAUCCUAUGGUGCACCACGCCUCCCAGAGUCCCAACAGUAUUUGCCAGCUCAGUACACUCAGCAGUGCCCUCAAGAGCUGUUGUUCAGCUCCUCACAGGGCAUCCAGAAGCCCUCCUCCAAAUCAGUGUCUUUUGCCUACCAGCAGCCAUGUGCGCCAAAGGGCAAAGGGCAGUCUGCUUCUAAGGGGUUUCAAGAGUAUGACACAAUCCAGCGUUCACAGGCAUGCACAGUGAAGGGAAGGCAGCCACCUGUCACCAAAGGCAGGCAACAGUAUGCAAGCCAACAAGGCAUAUCAAAGGGAGGUCCAGGACGCACAACCGAAGGUAGCCAAGCCGAUGCAAGCCAACUAGGCAUAUCAAAGGGAGGUCCAGGACGCACAACCGAAGGUAGCCAAGCCGAUGCAAGCCAACAAGGCAUAACAAAGGGAGGUCCAGGACGCACAACCAAAGGUAGCCAAGCCGAUGCAAGCCAACAAGGCAUAACAAAGGGAGGUCCAGGACGCACAACCAAAGGUAGCCAAGCCUAUGCAAGUCAGCAAGGCAUAACAGAGGGAGGUCCAGGACGCACAACCAAAGGUAGCCAAGCCUAUGCAAGUCAACAAGGCAUAACAAAGGGUGGCCUGGGAUACACAACCAAAGGUAGCCAAGCCUAUGCAAGUCAACAAGGCAUAACAAAGGGAGGUCCAGGACGCACAACCAAAGGUAGCCAAGCCUAUGCAAGUCAACAAGGCAUAUCAAAGGGAGGUCCAGGACGCACAACCGAAGGUAGCCAAGCCUAUGCAAGUCAACAAGUCAUAACAAAGGGAGGUCCAGGACGCACAACCAAAGGUAGCCAAGCCUAUGCAAGCCAACAAGGCAUAACAAAAGGGGGCCUGGGUAGCCAGCAAUAUGUGAGUCAACAGCGUGCAACAAAGGGAGACCCAGCAUAUGCAACCAAGAGCUAUCAACAGGGGCCAAGUCAGCAAUUCAACACCAAGGAUGGUCCGAUCAACUCAACUAAGGGCAGUCAGCAGUAUUCAAGAAAGGGAGGGCAAUCCUCCGAGGUGAAAAUAUCCACCAGUGGUGAAAAAUAUUGUUCCGCUGAUGACUGGCUUUGGUGAGGGAAUAGGACAUGGGGACUUUGGCAGCCAAGUAAAGUAAAUACAUCAGUAAAUUCAAGUAAAUACAUCAGGAUGCAGAUGGGAAACUGUUCUCCUAUGGUGGCUAUUUCUGAGAUGAUGAUGGUGAAGCUGAUGAUGGUGGGCACUCCUCCUUCCCAAUAUUAGAACUUGGGAUCGCUGUAUGGAAUUGCAUGGCUCAGGACAAAGAAAAAGAAAAGCUUCUUCACGUGAAAUAGCAUUUAUUUGUGGGACUUCUUCAAGUCAAGUCAAUGUCUUUGGGAAGUCACAAGGAGGACAUGAGUGCACCAGCUUGGACCUCCAUCUUCAAACCAGCAAAGCCAGCCAAAGUAAAGAGAACUGAACAGCAACCCUGAUGCACACUCUAGGCUGGGGGAAUGAGGAUCAUCAGCUUAGCAUGCUGCUAUGUAAAUGCCAAUUGAUUCGGUUGGGUUGGGAUAGUUGGGUUGUAUAACUGUCAAGCAGAGGGUAGAAUAUUACUAUGCCAAUACCAGUGGGUUGGGUUGGGUUAUAUCAGAAUGGGGUCGGAAGUAGAAGGUUGUUGAUCAGCCUUUAGAAACGACCGAUGAAACACUUUGUUUCAUUCUGUCCAGAUAUUAAUAUAGUGAAGCACACACAGGGCUGAUUUCUAUAAAGCCUGUGCAGAAGAAAUGUAGAUGUAAUUGUCUCUGCACUCCUGUUAUGACUUUGAUAUUUUUUAACUGUCCUUUUUUUUUGGAGACCAUCUUUUGUAUUACUUUGUCAACUGCUGAUGUACAGACCUGUGUUUAUUUAAUUUUAUAAAAUUCUAUGGUUUCCUUUGUCCCUUCAGUAUAUAACAUUGCUUGAGAGGAGUGUCUUGGGCUCAGCACCAAUUUUAGCUUUAUAUUAUUAUUAUUAUUAUUGUUGUUGUUGUUGUUGUUGUUUUUAUUAUUAUUAUUAUUGUUGUUGUUAUUAUUAUUAUUAUUGGUAAUUUAUGUAUGAAUUUGUUAGUUUUGCUGCACCGCUUUCCCCACCAAUUAGUCUCUGUGCAAAGCAUGCUAUUUGUUUGUUAAUUGCAACCCAAGGUGUUCUGACCAGCCCAUGGCAGCCCAGUGAUGCCUUUUCUGGAGAGCUGAGAUUGGCCAAAGUCAGGGAUGCAUUUUGAACAGAGAAAUGGACACCUCAAAUAUGAAUGGGCUUAAGUAAAUUGUAAACCAGAGGAAUUUAUGGGGAUUUGGUUUCAAGAUCAAGGUAGAUUCAAUUCUGGCAAAGCCAACCAAUGUGUGUGUGUUGUUUUUAUUGGAUACCAACAAUUGUAACUGGUGAUAUUCAAUGCAAGUCAUAUUCUUAUUAAGCUCAUUGAAUAUCACCUAAUAGUUCUUGUUGUUAGGCUGAUUGCAUCUCUUUCCAUGUCUCUUUGUAUACAACCAUUUGUAAUUGCUAUCCGAGUCAUUUGUUUGUACGAAGAUGACUCAGAAGUUCAUUGUCUUCCUUUCUUUCUUAAAUGAUGGUUAUCCCUCUUGCUUCAUCGUAUCAGGCACAUUAUUUUCUAUUUUGUACUCAUCUACUGUCUUAUGCUGAUUAAGUACUUUAAUAUAUACACUCUGAUUGUGUGUGUGUGUGUACAUACAACAAGAAACAGGACUGUAGUUCAGAGGCAUCUGCUUGGCAUGCAGGAGAUCCCAGGACCAAUCCAUGGCAUCUGCCAGUCAGUGAAAAAGAAGAAUGCAUUGAUUGUCUAUGCCUGUAGACCAUAGCAGAACAAAAUGUAAGACCAAACAUUUAAACACUUUCAUACAAGAUUUUUUUAAAAAUCACCAUUAAAAGCGAUAGAUAAAAUGUAAGGACGACCUUAAUUUAAAAAGAGCUUUCCUUGUAAAACAGAUGACCACAGCAAUAAAAUAGCAUGUGAAAAUUAUGUCAGAAUCGACAAUUCAACCUGAAUAUGUCUAGACCGCAGCCGUGCAUACAACAACUGCCUCCGAGGGGAUAUUUUGCUCUUCAUCAUUUUAUUAACUGCUUUUUCUGGAACAUUAAAAUGUCAUGUUAAACACC